AUGCCUCGCCCGGCUGGUGUUCCGCAACGCAAAAUGACAUAUUUUAUGCCGAAAAGUGGUGAGAAUUAUUGAUUUUUUUCGGGAAAAUGGGGGUUUUGGUGAGAAAAUACCGAAAAUAUCGAUUUUUCGUGAAAUUUCCCGUUUAUUUUGAGUAUAAACAAGGCUGUGUUCCUUUAAAUAGGUCUCGACAAGAAAACUUCCAAUUUAAAGGAACAUGACCUUGUUUGUGCUCAAAAUAACCGAAAUUUUUGGAAAAUUUUGAAUUCCACGUGGAAUUUGGGUUCGAAAAAGGGUAAACAAGGCUAUGUUCCUUUAAAAAUUGAAUUUUUCGUGGCGAGACCCAUUUAAAGGAACAUAGCCAUGUUUAUAAUCAAAAAAUCCGAAAUUUCAUGAAUAUUUGGAAACAUGAAUGAACUUCAGUGAAAAAUGAGUAAAAUCGGUUGUUUUGGGUAUAAAAAAUAUACCUAUGUUCCUUUAAAUAAGUCUCGUCACGAAAAUCUCAAAUUUAAAGGGACAUAGCCUUGUUUAUACUCAAAAUAACCAAAAUUUCAUGAAAAAUCAGGUAAUUUGACUCUAAACAAGCCUAUGCGCCUUUAAAAAUCAAUAUUUUGCCCCCAAAAUUGGCCAUUUGACCUUUGCCCAUCCCAAAAAAUCAAUCAUUUUCCAAUAAAAACAAAGAUGAUAUAAUAUUCCCCCAUUUUCUCCCACUUUCUUAUCAAUAAUCACAGAAAAACAAACAAUUUUCGUUAUAUUUUCGCCCCAAAAUUUUUUUUUAUUUGACAACACACAAAGUACAAUUUAUUUCCAAUUUUUUAUUGGGAAAAUCGCAGUUUUCUAUUUGAAAAAUGCUACAAUUUUCGAGAAAUGGUGAGUUUUUUGCUGAAAAUUCGAGUUUUCGCUACUUUUAGACGCCAUGCGCCUUUAAAUUCAGAUUCCCUGUGAAAUUUGGGAUUUUUUGAGCAUAAACAAGGUCAUGUUCCUUUAAAUGGGUCUCACCACGAAAAAUUCAAUUUUUAAAGGAACAUAGGCUUGUUUACCCUCUUUCGAACCUAAAUUCCACGUGGAAUUCAAAAUUUUCACAAAAAUUCGGUUAUUUUGAGUAUAAACAAAGUCAUGUUCCUUUAAAUGGGUCUCGCCACGAAAAAUUCAAUUUUCAAAGGAAAAUAGGCUUGUUUGUAUUCUUUCGAACCCAAAUUCCACGUGGAAUUCAAAAUUUUCAGGAAAAUUCGGUUAUUUUGACUAUAAACAAGCUCAUGUUCCUUUAAAUGGGUCUCGCCACGAAAAAUUCAAUUUUUAAAGGAACAUAGGCCUUGUUCAACCUCUUUCGAACCCAAAUUCCACGUGGAUUCCAGGAAAAAUCAAUAUUUUCCAGAUAAUUCGGCAAAUGAGCAAGUCCGCGUGCCAAAUGUGAUUGCUCUGGUCGGCCUUCCGGCUCGCGGAAAAACCUACAUCUCCCACAAACUUUGUCGAUAUCUGAAUUGGAUUGGCAUCAAAACGAGAGGUACUGUAGUUUUGGCGCGGGAACCAAAAAAAUUCAAAUUUUUUUGCAGCCUUCAAUGUGGGCGAGUACCGUAGGAAAGCGUGUAAUUUGGGCGAAGAAGGAGAAUUCGAAUUUUUUUCGCCGAAUAAUGAAAGAGGACAGAAGAUUAGAGAGUGAGAGAGUGCUAGAGACGCAGAGAGAAUGAUUUUGAUUUUUACAGUGAAUGUGCUCGAUUGGCCAUUGAGGAUAUGGGAAGAUAUUUGGACAACAAGGAGGGAGAAGUUGCGGUAUGUUCCUUUAAAGGGUCUUGAAAAAAAUUCAGCUUGAAAUUUGGGUCCGGAAGAGUAUAAACAAGGCUAUGUUCCUUUAAAAUUGAGAUUUUCGUGGUGAGACCCAUUUAAAGGAACAUAGCCUUAUUUGUACUUAAAAAGUUCGAAUUUUCAUAGGGGAUUCGGAAUUUUCAAUAGAAUUCUAUAAAAAAUUCUUGAUCUUCAUGAAAAUGCGGUGAUUUUGAAUAGAAAAAAGUCGAUGUUCCUUUAAAUGGGUCUCGUCACGAAGACCUUCAAAUUUAAAGGAACAUAGCCAUGAUUAUACUCAAAAUAACCGGAAUUUCAUAAAGAAUUUGGAAAUUUCAAUAGAAUUCAAUAAAAAAUACUUGAUCUUCAUGAAAUUUGAGAUUUUUUGAGUAUAAACAAGCCUAUGUUCCUUUAAAUGGGUCUCGCACCGAAAAGGUUGAUUUUUAAAGGAACACAGCCUUAUUUAGUCUCAAAAAAUCUCAAAUUUCAUGAUGAGUCCUAAAAUUUUCUCGAAAUUCCGGUUAUUUUGAGUAUAAACAAGCCGAUGUUCCUUUAAAUGGGUCUCGACAAGUAACCUUUAAAUUUAAAGGAACAUAGCCUUGUUUACACUCAUUCUACUCCAUUUUUCUCACCGAAUUCAAAUUUUCUUCCAGAUUUUGGAUGCCACCAACACAACUCGAGAUCGCCGCAAAAUCCUGAUGGAAUAUUGUCGGAAAUAUGAUGCAUCAACCACCAUUUCGUGUGUUUUAUGUCGAAUCGGUUUGUGA
This is a messenger RNA of Caenorhabditis angaria, 2543 nucleotides long. The record is from the annotation of a GenBank genome assembly. NCBI's taxonomy places the organism in Eukaryota, Metazoa, Nematoda, Chromadorea, Rhabditida, Rhabditidae.